This is a messenger RNA of Dentiscutata erythropus, 645 nucleotides long. The record is from the annotation of a GenBank genome assembly. NCBI's taxonomy places the organism in Eukaryota, Fungi, Glomeromycota, Glomeromycetes, Diversisporales, Gigasporaceae.
GAGCAACACAUAUUAUUGUUCCAAUGUGCAUCUGUUGUGGACUUAAUUCCAGACGCUGCGCCAUUCUUUUUGGCAUUACUUAUUAACAUUUUAUUAAAAGGCGCAUAUACAGCACUCACGGUUCAUGAAAUGGGUGACAUUCCAUUCACUUGUCCAAAUUCAUAUGACUACUCUCUUUCCUCGCUUUACACCACUUGUCAGAUUCGUAAAACCAAUUUAAUAUUUAUAUGGUUAUUUCCCACAUUUCUUGUUUUUAGUUUGUGUGCUUCUGCAGAUGAUUUUGAUGAAAAUGACAAUACUGCUAUAAGCAAUGUUGCUGAAGCACCUGAAGAAAUUAUUCCGAAUCCUAGUGCUGAAGCACCAGAAAAAACUAUACCGAAUGCUAGUGAAGUUAUUGGAAAAAUUAUACCGAAUGCUAGUGAAGUUAUUGAAAAAAUUAUACCGAAUGCUAGUGAUGUUAUUGAAAAAAUUAUACCAAAUGCUAGUGAUGUUAUUGAAGUACCUGAAAAAAUUAUACCUAAUGCUAGUGAUGUUAUCUCAGGUACUCAAUUAGACAGUAUUGCUAUAAGUAAUGUUGUUGAAGUACCUAAAAAAAUCACACCAAAUGCUAAUGAUGUUAUUCCAGGAACUUACUUGGCUUAUUAG